GGAAGUUGUAAUAUGACGCACACGCAGGAGGAGGUUUAGCUCAAGGAUACCUAGAUGCAUGAGUUUUGCAAUGGCAUCUAGAAUAAACAUAAAGAAUGGACUUUUAACCACCAAAAAUUCUCUCCACGUAAAGAUUCCCUAUCCCACGUUUAUACAGAGGCCAGCAGAAAUCAAAUGCACAAGAGCAUUAACAAAUUCGACAGGACAGCACAAUGAACAAUACUGUAUUGAUACUGUAAGGAAGAGGGACUAUGAGGGGUUUUUGUGUUCAUUGCUUUUUCCUGAGGCUGUUCGGCGCUCUGCACUGGCACUGAGGGCGUUUAAUGUAGAACUGGCACAGAUUAAGGACUCUGUUUCUCAGAAAACCAUUGGUUUAAUGCGAAUGCAGUUCUGGAAGAGUGCCGUGGAAGAUAUUUACAGAGAUGACCCUCCAGCCCAGCCCGUCAGCACAGAACUUUGGAAGGCAGUGAGGAAGCACACAUUAACAAGGAGGUGGAUGUUAAGAAUUAUAUCUGAAAGAGAGAAAGAUCUGGAGGACAAAGCGUACAGGAAUCUUCAGGAGCUGGAGGCCUAUGGAGAAAACACACAAUCUUCUCUUCUUUACCUGCUGCUGGAGACACUUGGUGUGAAAAACGUCCAUGCAGACCAUGCCGCAAGCCACAUUGGCAAAGCCCAGGGCAUCCUGACCUGCCUUCGGGCAACCCCUUACAACAGCAGCAGACGCAAGGUCUACCUGCCCAUGGACAUCUGCAUGCUGCAUGGAGCAUCUCAAGAGGACUUCAUCCGUGGCAGCAGGGACCAGAACGUCAGGGACGUCAUUUAUGACAUUGCCAGCCAAGCCCAUGUCCAUCUCCAGCACGCUAGAUCAUUCAGCCAGAACGUUCCACAUGCAGCCAUGCCUGCCUUCCUGCAAACGGUUGUUUUGGAGGACUACCUGCAGAGAGUGAGGAAAGCAGACUUUGAUGUGUUUCACCCCAGCCUACAAAAAAGGAAUCCAAUGCUGCCCCUUCAGCUCUAUUUACGAUCAUGGAGGAAGAUCUAUUGAUCUGUUUGAUUAAAACAUCAUCUGAUUGUUUCAGAUGAGCUCCCUGUCAAACAAACCAAGCACUUGUAAUAAAUCAUCUAGCUUCAAUAUGUUUUUAGGAAUUGCUGUCCUUUUUCAUGUUGGUAAGUAAAGUGUUUGAUUACUCAAUCAUUUCCAGGCUUCACAGAAAAUAACACUCCAUUAAAUUAAAACGUGUCUGAACUCAAUAAAUAUUUCCAGACAUAUUUUGAAAGUACGUACUAUGCCAAACUGUUUUGAAUUUGUUAAAGUAUUUGCGUAAUGUUGGUGGCAUGAAUUGAAGCAAAUAUUUGGUCUAAGGAACAUGUUUUGGAAUAAAUUAAAUUAUUUAAGGCAUUUGCAAACGGCAACAAUUUUACAAAUGUAUAGGUGAGGAAUGUGUCACAUGCCCUUUCUGAUAAGCAAGGUCAAUCAAUUCUGUUUCACACUGCAAAUGUGAUGCAAGGUGGCAUAAUUUUAGUGGCACAAUCAUGAGUUCAUUUAGUCAUAAAAAAAAAAAUACAGUCCUCCCACUGCCACAAAAGCUCUUAUCUGAUCGACAAGAAAACAACUCCUGGCUGUUUGUGACUGCUCUUGAACUGCAGAGAAUAUUUUGCUGGGAGCGAUGUCCUCUGCGUUGCGUUGCUUUGCUUAACUCAUUCAGUCGCUUUUAUAAAGGACAGAAAACUAUAUAUGUAAGCAUUGUUUUUUCUGUAUGUAGAUGACAUUCGUAGCUGAAUAUAUGUGCUUGCUGACUAGCUAAACUAGCAUGGCCAGGCUAAAAGACCAGCUUAGGCUGGUUUAGGAAAUAAGAAUAAUUUAAGUUCUUUUAAACUAAAUGGUGUUUUUAUAUGAGUUUAGUUUCAGAACUUUCAUGCCAUAUGUGAUGAGGCUAUUAAAAUUCUCUCAUUCAUUAAACAUAAGAAAAGGGAACUUUUACAAACAUAAUUAGACAGUAUGCAUAGAUAAUAUGCAUUCUAAUAGCAUGUAGACGGUAAAACGUAUGAAUGAUUAAUGAGCUCCUAAAGGGUUCAGUUGAUUUGGUUAUUUUACAUGCUUUUAAAACAAUGAAUCUCACAUACUGUAAAACACAGAAGUGUAUCUAGAGUUCAUUAGUCUAAUUCUGCUCAGAUAAUAGGCACAUUUAAAAGCUCAAUUCUGUUCCCAAAUCUUAUCUUUUCAGCUGGCAGUCAGUGAUUAAGUUGUGCCCCUUUGAGGUGCUGAAAUGAAAGGAGACACAUUACAAGUAAUUAUCAUCUGGAAAAACUUGCAAAUAAUUGCCUCCUUCACUGAGAUAUGUCAGGGUCAUACUGAAUCUUUUUUUAUUAAUAAAAGUGAGCCGAGACGUUCUGAUCCUGACAUGUACUUUGAAGGGCUGGAGUUCUACACUUCUUGAUGGCCAAUUUAGGGAUCUCAUCCAGUGCUUUAUCACAGAUAUUCUUUCUGGCCAGUGGAGAUGUGAUGCAUUUUGAAAACGGUUUCUAAUUGCAGCACUGCACCUCUAAAAAGGAACUGACAGCUUCUAUUGGCUCAUCGCGGUCCUCUUAUUCACAUUCAGGUCUUGAGAUUAACUGCCUUGGUUGCCAAGGUGAAUUGCUUUUCAUUUCAUGACCCGAGGCAAAUACCGUGUCUAUUAUUUAUACAGUGACAACUACUAUUCAUCAACUUAGGAGAUAACCGACAACAAUUGAAACACCUAUCAUUACAAAACAUGUCCAAAUCAUUAAAUACCCAUCCAUACCUGACCGCCAGAAUGAUCUGUUCAAAUGAACUGUUUGUGAUGUCAUAGUUUCAUUGAGGCCAAUAUACCUGGAUGAAAUUCCAUUUAUCCCUUUGAAAUAUUGACUACAAGUGAACACCAAACUCUUUGGAUGAGUGGAAAUGCGGUUCUUUGUCCUCUGAUUUCCUUCAUUGUUGGUCCUCAAGAACAACAGCGGAGUUAGAAGCAGUUUUGAUUGUGUGAACAGUUUUUGGUUCAGUCUUUCUGCUCAGAAAAACCAUACUGGCAUGAAAAGAACAAAUUAUAAUUAGCAUCUAUGCUCUCAUUG
This is a messenger RNA of Labeo rohita (rohu), 3090 nucleotides long. It is a transcript of the gene ndufaf6, whose product is annotated as NADH:ubiquinone oxidoreductase complex assembly factor 6. Gene Ontology annotation, biological process: biosynthetic process; mitochondrial respiratory chain complex I assembly. Bases 59 to 1045 code for a protein of 328 amino acids. The transcript has 10 exons. Gene Ontology annotation, cellular component: mitochondrion. The record is from RefSeq and is a predicted model, not a curated record. NCBI's taxonomy places the organism in Eukaryota, Metazoa, Chordata, Actinopteri, Cypriniformes, Cyprinidae.